AUGGACGUCUUCCUCGGCACUAACAUUCUCACCGCAUGGAUCUCAGUCUACUUAGCUCUUCCCAUACUAGCCAGCAGCGCUUUCAACCCCUGGGUCUACGGGUACCGGAACUCUGAGCUGCGCUGCGCAGUCAGAAGGGUCGUCGAUGACUUACUAGCGGUGCUAGGCUUCACGCAUCGUAGCCAUCAUCGAAAUUCGGAUCCCAUAGCACCCAGCGCGGCUGCCACGGCUGGUGACGUCGGUUCCUUUAUCAACCACGUUCAGAGAGACUGUCUGGAUUGGAAAUCAGGUGGAGACUUCCUGCUGGUCCCUAUGGCGCGUCCCGAAAGUUCAGGAGUCGUAUCCGAUUGCGAGUCGCGUGUGUUCAGUGAAACCCCCAGGAUAGUGCUGAGUUCCGAUCCUCCCAGAUUGCUCAAAGGAUCCAGAAGUAUGGUGGAGAGUAUAGCGGUGAACAGAGGUUCCGAUGUGGUGAUAGUGACCGGGAGGGAAAAAGGGAUGAGACAUGGCAUCAGUGUUUUGUGA
This is a messenger RNA of Psylliodes chrysocephalus, 522 nucleotides long. The record is from the annotation of a GenBank genome assembly. NCBI's taxonomy places the organism in Eukaryota, Metazoa, Arthropoda, Insecta, Coleoptera, Chrysomelidae.